Molecule: messenger RNA, 4468 nt
Organism: Erpetoichthys calabaricus (reedfish)
Lineage: Eukaryota; Metazoa; Chordata; Cladistia; Polypteriformes; Polypteridae
Product: zinc finger protein 329-like
Exons: 3
Coding region: 169-1521 (450 amino acids)
Biological process (GO): regulation of transcription by RNA polymerase II; central nervous system development
Cellular component (GO): nucleus
Molecular function (GO): DNA-binding transcription factor activity, RNA polymerase II-specific; RNA polymerase II cis-regulatory region sequence-specific DNA binding
Source: RefSeq, a predicted model, not a curated record
GGCGCAUUUGCAACAAGCGUAGAAGCGACCUUCCGAGCACAAGUGCUUCUAAAACUCGACACAGUGUCGAAACCUCGGUAUCGAACGGCCCAUCAUUAGUCGAGUGGAAGACGCGGAUUGAGAUACCCGGGCAGAUAACAAGGAGGCUUCUAUCUCACAUUGUCCAAUAUGGAGAAGGUAUUCCCAGCUGUCCAGGAACCUCAAUAUUUGCAGCACAAAUAUGACGAAGGCAUCUUAGAAGAAGUGUGCAAUGUAAAGGAGGAGACAGAUCCCACACUGCACUGGGGCCUCCUUAUGAUGAAUGGCAUAGAAGUUGAUGAAGAGCACUGUAAAUGGAGGUCUGGACAUCUUGAACAGGAGAGUGUCUGCAUGAACAAGGAGGAGGAGGAUGACUGUGAUUGUGGACCUCUAGACUUUACGGUAGACUUUGAACAAAUGUCUUAUUAUACUAAUGUACAAAAAAAGGAAACUGUUAGUGUUACAAAGAAAGAGGACCUCAAGCAUGAAUCUGACUGGCAGAGUUUUAAUCCAGAUGAAGAGGCUCCUGCCGCCAUACAGCAUCCUUCUGUCCAGGUAAAUCAGGAAAUAUUCAUGAAGAUAACUGCCAAAGCAUCAGGUUCAAGACCUUCUCAAGAAGCUUUACCAAUCAAUGACAGCUUUGACUUUUCAUCAUUAGUUCAGAAUUCUCUUCAUCGCAGAGCUCAGCAGACUGCAGAUGAUGAAAACAUCACAAAAAUAACAUCUGGAUUAGAUGUGCAGGAUGAUUCUGUACCAGUGAUGAAGUUGGCACCAGCAGGUGCACUUGCCAGUCAACUUCAGAAGCACAUUUCAGAGUCGGUCACAGUCCACCAACAGCAGAGCACAUUUAAAUCUAGAGAUGGUAAACUGAAUCAAAUACAACAAAAGUAUAAGUGUUCUGAAUGUGGCAAACAAUACAGUCGAAUGAGAAAUCUCCAGAUCCAUACAAGAAAUCACACUGGAGAGAAGCGAUAUUGCUGUUCUGAAUGUGGCAAAGCAUUCAUCUCCAGUAAAUAUCUUCAAAUACACAAAGGAAUUCACACUGGAGAUAAGCGGUAUUGCUGUUCUGAAUGUGGCAAAGCAUUCACCUCCAGUAAAUAUCUUCAAAUACACAAAAGAAUUCACACUGGAGAGAAGCCAUAUUGCUGUUCUGACUGUGGCAAAGCAUUCACCUCCAGUAAAUAUCUUCAAAUACACAAAAGAAUUCACACAGGAGAGAAGCCAUAUGAGUGUACUGAAUGUGGCAAACGAUUUUCACAAAAGAGUGCUCUUCAGACACACACUAGAACCCACACUGGAGAGAAGCCAUAUGGUUGUUCUGAAUGUGGCAAAGCAUUCACCUCCAGUAGCUAUCUUCAAAUACACACAAGAGUUCACACAGGAGAGAAACCAUAUGGGUGUUCUACAUGUGGCAAAAGAUUUUCACUAAAGAGUGCUCUUCAAACCCACAUAUGUGUUACACUGGUAUGUGCUCAGAAACUAAGAAUAUGCCAACAAAAAUGAUAGGGAAUGGUGCAAACCAGAUUAUUCAGGGAAAAUCCAAAAUAGUUUUAUAGAAUGUUAGGCAAAAGCACCAUGAAAGUAACCACUGUACACCACCAGAGAAAAAAGAAAUUUAAACAUUCUGGAGAAACAUAUAUGUGGAUCCCCAAGAGCACAAUCAAAGAACAGACUGGGAUCCCCAAGAGCACAAUCAAAGAACAGACUGGCUAACCAUCCAACAAAUCCAGAAACACAUUGAAAACAAAUAAAUUAAGGGAAUGGAAUGGCCUGAGGUAACUUCUAAGGACAUUGAAAGCACCCUUAAAUCUGCUGUCAACUGGAAGAUGACAACAGGCUCUGAUGCCAUAACAAACUUCAGGUUCAAACAUCUGACUACACUGCACCAGGAUACAGCCAAAUGUAAAAAUGUGUUAAUGCAGCACCCGCAGGUGACACCACACUGCCUCACUACUGGAACUCCAAAUUUCAAAAUUGGACCAAACUACAAACCAUAAAACUACUCCCCCUUAACCUACGUCAAUAUCAGCACCCUGAAUGAGCCAAACCCAGAGACUGUCACACACCUUCUGUUUGUUGAUAAUUUGAAGAUAUUCAGCCACAGCAACAGGCAAUUAGGGGAACAGCUUCACCUGGUAAAAAAAAUAAAUCCUACGACAUUAAAAUGACAUUCAGACUGGAUAUGUAAACACAAAGGCUACCUUCAUCAAUGGAAAAAUCGGACAAAACAAAAACAUCAUACUGCACGAGGAGUGUGUCACUAAAGAUCUGAACCCAGAAGAAGCCUACAAAUAUUUGGGAGCAAAGGAAGGUGUAGAAAAUGUUAUAUUCUUGAAUAAAACCGUAUGUAUUUAUUUGAUAUUUGGACUAAAGUCUUCACAUAUUAUGCACUUCAUGUCAUUAUUAGUAUAACAUGGAAAAAGUUUCUGUUUUAGGUAUGUGUACAGCAUUUCUUGCCUUGCAUUUCCUGUCAUCUUACAUUUACAAAGAUUGCUGCAGACACAAAACACAUGUCAAUUGUAUAUAUUGCAAAUAAUAAUAUACCCUAUCCAAUUCCAGGCACCUCACACCCAGAUAAAGAGACUUGAGGUGGGACAACUUCAGCUGCAUUGCCGGGGGGAUGUGAUAGCAGGAUCCCUGCUGCUUGUGCUGAUCGUGUUCAGAAGAAAUAAAGACAUGACAGAGAUGUGGCCAUCUAAUGUGCAAACAGCAGCAGUGCACCUGUGUAGACAGCAAAAUCAAGAAUACAAAUGAGGAAGUGCAAUUGGAAAGACCACAUAUAUAAUGGAAUAUAUGCAGACUUGCUUGCUUCAGCCCCACAUAGACCAAGAGCUUUCCCAUGGAUGGCUUCUAUGAAGCAAGUUAAAAUUAAGAGGUAAGUGCCUAACAAUGGCUGAACAAGACCGCGGCCUACACAUAAGGAGGUACAGUAGGUGUUGAAUCUGCCAAACAGAGAUGGAAAUAGUUACUCAGCUGUUUGCUGGCUGUGAGGUGCUGAUGGCAGAAGGUGUAUAUACACAAGAUACAAUAAAUAUGCACUGAGCAAUAUGCCAAAAAUGCCAGUACCACAGAUGAUCACAUUACAGAAUGGAUAUUACCAUAAAGCAUUAUGAAUUACAAAAAAAGCCUUAUUAGGAACAAAGAUUAACAUUGAUCCCUUACUGGAAAUCUAUGGGGGUUAGAAAAAAAGCAAUACAACUAGAUUAUCCUGACUCAGGGGUGAUGUUCACUCCUGUUUUGAUAGUAAGCACACCAAGAACAUCUAGAGAAAUAAACCCCAGGAAAGGCACUAAGGCACACUGCUGUUAAGGAGUACAAAUGAUGAAUGAAAUAGAUCCUCAGAGUUUAAUUAAUUUGUUUUAAUUCAAGCUGCAAACCAACUCAGAGUUGAUGUCCUGCCAUAAAGCCUUGAAAUCCUACACCUGGCACAAAAUGAUGUCUAUAAUAAGGUCAUGUGAAAAGACAAUUUCCCCUCGAGAAUUAAAGUGUAUAAAAUCAAAUAAAAGUUAUUAAUAAUAAUAAUCUGCACAGCAUACAUGUAAAGCAAGAAAAUUACUGCAUACACAUCAGCUACUGCACUUAAUCUUAUAAAGUCCUGGUGCCUCAUGUAUAAAUGGUGCAUAUGCACAAAACUGUUCUGCAUGCCCAUUUUCACACUCACGUCAAAAUGUAUAAAAACUAAACUUGGCGUAAAGCCGUGCACAUUUUAAUGGCAGACUACCACCUUGCAUACGCACUUUUCUGCUCAGUUUUACAAAAUGGUGGCAUCCAGUGUGAAAGCAGUGCUACUGGUUCUGUGUCAUUUCUCUUUGUUUUUUAGAUUUGCAUUCAUGAUGCGGGAUUUAUCAACUACUAGCAAAAUACCUACGCUUUGCAGCGGCGAAGUACUGCUUUAAAAUUUUAAAUAAUAAACUGAGGGAAAAUGUACCAGUAAUUAUUUGUUAAGGAUCUCUUUGUAUACCACGUUGUCAGUUUGCCCCUCCGGUUGUAAUAUGACCAAGCUGUGCGCUGAGCUUACUCUUGAGCAUGCAAUGUAUAGUUGGCCAUGUGAAAAGCAAUCUUGCCUCAAAAAAAUGCCAACCAUUUGUAGGGUCUGUCCCUGAGACUUAUUAAUUGUCAUUGUGAAGCAGAGCCUUACUGGAAAUUGGAGGUGUUUGAAUUGAAAUGGGAGAUCAGAGGGUAUAACGGGGAUGCGAGGAAUAAAAACUCUCUCCCCUGAGCCACCGCCAGUAAAAAUAGUUGCCUCAAUUAGGUUCUUUUGGUGGCUGUAAGUUUCUCAGUAACAUUAUUGGUGCCCCAACCUUCAAAAUUAGAUUAUGCUCAGGAGUGCCUGGAGGAUGCAGAGUGUGGACUGAGCUGCAGGCUAUGGACGUAUAUAUGUACGUAAGUAGGAUUCAGUUAGCGUUGGGAACCCGCGUAACAAAUUUCUUGAAGAUGGGCCCAUUAAGUA